Carassius gibelio (silver crucian carp) is the source of this 1674-nucleotide messenger RNA. RefSeq lists its product as uncharacterized. The transcript is spliced from 9 exons. NCBI's taxonomy places the organism in Eukaryota, Metazoa, Chordata, Actinopteri, Cypriniformes, Cyprinidae. The record is from RefSeq and is a predicted model, not a curated record. The coding region runs from base 76 to 1023 and encodes 315 amino acids.
ACACAUUCGCGUCAGUUCGCCGUUCAAUCGCGAGUUUCUGUGGACUACCAUCGUUUAAAAUGUUGGCAAGAGGCGAUGAGAUAUUUGAUGCGCUUCCAAACAGGUUCUAGCGUUGAAACGACGGACGAUGACAAGAAGAGAAAGAGAAAGAGAAUCUCAAAUUCCAAGUACAGACCCCAGGCCUCUUCUGAUGAAGAGGAGUCUAGUCUUCCAGAUGCACCAGCAGUGCUGUCGUUUGGACAACCUCUUUUGAGCUUUGAAAACAUUGUUCCUGGUAACAAGGUUUCAGUGCUGCCCGAUGCUCCAGAAGUUGCAUCGAUUCCAGAAAACCAGGAAAAUGUUGUGCCAUCUGUAGACUUCAGAGGUGAACCAGGUUUCUCCCCAGAAAUUCAGACUCCACUUCACAGAGCCAAGAGUUUGAGUACAAGACACUUGACUGGUUACUCGCCGCAGCAGUUUCUGGAUGAAAGGUGUCGAGCUCGUCAAGUACUAAGCUUUACACCCCCAGCAGCAAAUUUACCCUGGCAGCAUAUGGGUGAAAACGCUGGAGGAGAAAGUCAUUGCUCUGUAAUUGGCCCUUGGACUCCCCUGGCAUCUCGUGUACAGCAUGAAGUUUUCAGCUAUGAAGAUUUCCAGAGACUCCAGAAUGAAAAACAAGCCGUGAUGGAGGAGAACCAAGCCCUUAGGGAGGAGAACCAAGCUCUGAGGGAGGAGAACCAAGCUCUGAGGGAGGAGAACCAAGCUCUGAGGGAAAGCACUGCACGAGCAGCUUCGGAUGACAGCGGCUCACUUCAAGAGCAGGUGAAGCAAGUUGGGACAAUGUUGAAGACGUUUGCUCGCACUGGGCAAUCAGGUGCAGAUCAGACCUUAAUGCUGCGACGUCUUGGAGAGUUUGGCGUGAAGGCGGAAAAAGGCGCCGCACAGCUGAGAGGGACCCACAGCCGACCCCUUAAACCUAGGCUGACUACUGACAUCCCAGCAUCACUGACAACUGGAACCCUUUCUUUAUCCUGCAGUCAGUAACAUCAAGACCCCUAAAGAAGCCAGAAGUGUCAGACUGCACCCCCCAAUCCACACUGUUCACUGUGGAUAUUAUCAUAGUGCUUAACUUAUUAUAUUGUUAAAUAUAGCUUGUAAAUCCUUGUGCCACAGGUCAGCAUUGCAGUUAUAUCUGUUCUACUACUUUUUUUACCUCAGUAUUUUUUAUAUAUAUUUGAAGAUGUUUAUCACAGAUACAAAAGACAUCUUGUACCCCAGGUCAGCAAUGCCAUUAUAAUGGUCUAUUCUACUCCAGAGCUUUAUUCUAAAUUAUUACCACUUAUCUUAUUGUUAGAAAUGGCUUGUAAAUGUGAUGUUAUACCUGAAUUUUUUUUGGUGUCCUGCACAUUCUUUGGUACCAGAUAUACUCAUUACUUAUGUUUACUGGUAAUUCUUUUCAUGCCAGAGCUGACCUCUUUAUAUUAUUAACAAUUAUUGUAAGUGUUAUAAUUUGCUUGUAAGCUAAGGCUGUUUUUUUUUUUUUACAAUUUAAUUGGAAACCUGCAUGUGUGUGUGUGUGUAUUUAUUUAUUUUUUUUUCUCUUUUUUUCUGUUAUUUAUAUUUCAGGGAUCUGACAUCAUGUUUCAAUGACAGUUACUGUACUUUGAAAUGUGGAAUUAAAACGUCAAAUGGAAA